Molecule: messenger RNA, 2897 nt
Organism: Notolabrus celidotus (New Zealand spotty)
Lineage: Eukaryota; Metazoa; Chordata; Actinopteri; Labriformes; Labridae
Gene: arhgap36
Product: Rho GTPase activating protein 36
Exons: 12
Coding region: 59-2089 (676 amino acids)
Biological process (GO): signal transduction
Source: RefSeq, a predicted model, not a curated record
UGGAAGUCCCACACACACACAUUUAGACACACACACUUACAAUACACACACCUGACUGAUGCUCCUGCUGGAUGGACCGGUCACAUCCACAUCAUCUCCUCCAACUCCAGCCGUGCACCUAGAAGAUCAACGUGUACAGUCAGACAUGCAUUUCUUCUAUGUGGGGGACCACACGUGGGCGACCAUGUUGGGUCAGAGUGUGCGAUUGCAGCCGGUGCCCAUCCAGAGCCUGUCUGAGCUGGAGCGAGCUCGAUUACAGGAUGUUGCCUUGUAUCACCUGGAGGAGAGAGACCUGGACUUCAAGAUCAGCAUCCCCAAAGAAACACGCAAGCGGAGGAAAUCUCUCCGCAGGAAGUUCGACUCCUUUUCAAAAGAAAAGAAAGAGCGAGAGCAUUUGCCCAAUGCGUUCGGCAUCCCCCUCUCCCAGGUCAUCGCCAACGACCGGGCUCACAAGCUGCGACAGGAUGCCUUAAAGGAGAGCAGGCGCGACUGCCUGGACCUGGAGGCCAGCAUCCUGCGCUUCAGGGCCGAGAAGAGGCAGUUCUUCAACGGGAACAAGCCUCUGGUUAGCUCAUCAUCAAUCACAGGAGGGGGCCCCAGCUCGCCGUCGGCCAACUCUGUGGCACCGGCGCCCUUUUUCGAGAACCAGAACAAGCCGCUGUCACCGACGUUUCUGGAUAACAUCGGUCGAGGACAGAGGAGGGGCGGUCUGUCCGUAGACUCCAUCUCCGACCUCGUGGAGAGUCAGUCUCGCCUGCUGGAGGCGCUGCAGCUCUCUCACCCUGCAGAGCUGGAGCUGAAGAAGACUCCGGGCAACUCGUCGGAGGGGAGGACGCAAACCAAACUCAGCCUCAACCCGAUCUACAGACAGGUGCCGCGCGUGCUGGAGAGGUGCUGCAACCACAUCGAGACUCACGGUCUUCAGACUGUCGGGAUUUUCCGCGUUGGAAGCUCGAAGAAGAGAGUGAGACAGCUUCGUGAGGACUUCGACAUGGGCGUGGACGUGCAGCUGGAUGAGGAGCUGAGCGUUCACGACGUGGCGGCGCUGCUUAAGGAGUUCCUCAGAGACAUGCCGGACCCUCUGCUGCCCCGGGAGCUGUACCCUGCUUUUCUGCACGCUAACUUGCUGAGAGGAGCAGACCAGCUUCACUACCUGCAGCACCUCCUUUACCUGCUGCCUCCCUGUAACUGUGACACCCUGCUGCGCCUCCUCAGCUUCCUACACACGGUGCAGAGCUACGCCCAGGACAGCAUCGGGACCAACGAUGAAGAGAUCUGUGGAAACAAGAUGACAGCAGCAAACCUGGCUGUGAUUUUCGGUCCCAACCUGCUGCAGAGAGAGAGAGGGGAAGUGAGUCCUCACACCAUCGGGAUCGAGGACAGCACGGCCAUCAUCAGCGUGACUCUGGUGCUCAUUCAGAACCACAGGAGGCUCUUCAUGGUUUCUGCAGAGCUACAGCAGGAGGUUUUGAUGAGUCUGAUCCAGACCGACCCCGACAUCAUCGACUACCUGCUGCGGAGGAAACUCAGCGGCAGUCAUCUGACGGUGGAGAGCAGCAGUGAGACGGGAGGCCGGAGGGACACGGGGGCGUCCCUGGAUUCCGUGGGAGCGUCCAGCGGGAGUUUGUCGCCUCUGGAGCCGCCGUCCCCGCUCUUCCCUCCUGACGGCAACGGAGGCGAGGGGAGCCUGACCAGCGAGGUGUUCCUCAAUGUGCUCAAACUGAACCAGAACAGGAAGAGACAGGAACACAGAUACGGUGACGUCCCUCCAGGCAAAUCCAUCCGCCACACGCGUCAGUUCCACUCCCACCACAACCUGCUCAGCCUGGCUCAUCCCUCCCCCUCCUCCUCCUCCUCCAGGGUCCACUGUCAGGACUCAGACCCCCCGGACCGCAGGGGCCCUCUGGCCCACGCCCUCAGCUUCACGUUGGGCGGGGGCGGGAGCGGCAGCUGCAACAGUCUGAGCGGCUCGACGGAGAGCAGCAUCUGGGUGAGACAGACGCCGCAGGAGGAGAGCAAACCCACCGCGGUGUCGAACUUCUGGGACUUCUUUACCGGGAAAGGGUCGAGCUCGGAGACGAUGGUAUGAUGAAGGCCCAGAAGAGGAGGGGAAGACGAGUCGGAAGCAGUUUCUGUUACAUUCACGUGUAUUUAUAGGACUCCAGUCAUGCUCCAUUGAAUUCUCCCUGUGUUUGAAACAUAUACAAACCUUUAAGAGAGCAUCCUGUUGCAGUUUUUUCCCACCAAAGUCGCAAUUUCCCGCUUUUCUGGCAUCUCUUGAAAGCAGCAUGAGUUGAGUUGUGGAGCUGAGACACAUGAAGGAUGAAGAAAUCCAAGAAAAGAAGAAAAAGAGUCUCAGAAAACUCAAAAAACUGUCUUUGAAACGAGACGGUUUUGAUUUAUCAAGCUUCUUUUGAGGGAAGACGUCCUCAGACAGAGACGUGGACUUUAGUCAGUGAUGGAAACAAGACUUCAGAAACCCUUCAUGGACGUUAUAUGUAAUGGAUGUAAUAAUACCUGCGAUGUACAUAUCAUGUUUAAGAUGUAUUCAUUAUCCACACGACUCUCUUCUUCACAAACAGGAACCUUAUUAAGAACUCUGCUUACAAUUUAUCUGUUCAAAUACCGGACUCUGUUUGUUUUCUAUAACCUGCAUUAAGCUGCAUCGUCUGUAUAUAAUCUACAAUAACUGAUCGUCGGGAUUCAGAACAUCUGGAGAGAUCAAAGCUUCGGAGAGAUCAAAACUUCGGAGAGAUCAGAGGUAGAACUUCUUCGUAAAAGAACAAACGUGAAUUUGGUGAUUUGUAACUUCAUAUACAUUAACAUAUUAAGGGUUAAAUCUGGGUUAAAUUUGGUUGAGCUUAUAUAUAUUUUGUAAUAAACAAUGUUUGAGUGGC